Messenger RNA from Acaromyces ingoldii, 2334 nucleotides. RefSeq lists its product as hypothetical. Gene Ontology annotation, biological process: cristae formation. The record is from RefSeq and is a predicted model, not a curated record. Lineage: Eukaryota; Fungi; Basidiomycota; Exobasidiomycetes; Exobasidiales; Cryptobasidiaceae. The transcript has 4 exons. Bases 1 to 2334 code for a protein of 777 amino acids.
AUGCCUUCUCAUGGGGGCCAACAGGUCGACGACGAUGAUCCAUAUGCACCUCGAUCUGCCUCAGAGUACUACGCAUCGUCGUCCUCGUCUUCACCCUCGUCGUCGUCAUCGUCUGCCGCUUCCUCGUCGAGCUCAUCCAGAGGCACGAGCACGCCAGGCACCACUCCGUCGGGCUCCGCGCGUCGGACGGAGCGAGAGCGCUCGCCGCUGCAGGAAGCUCCGCUCUUUGGCGGAGAGCCAUUUCGGGAAUCUCGUCGGACCCGAGGCCCCCCACCCACGUCGGGGUCAAGAGGCCAGCCGAGGUCGAGGCCGUUGGACGAUUACGACGACGCGGACCCGCUGCGCUUUGCAGGUGGCGAUGGUCAGGACGCCAGCGGGGGAACAGGGCGAGAGGCAGAGGUGGACGAUGAGGCAGAGGGGCAGACCGAUGGCUUCUAUGCCUUGCUCAACGUGCAGCGGGAUGCCACUGACGAUGAGAUUCGAGACGCAUACAGGGCUCUGGCUGUCGUUCUGCAUCCCGACAAACACACCACGCCCGAGCUCAAGACGGCGGCUGACGCACGCUUCCGGGCAGUGCAGCGAGCGUACGAGGUCCUGUCCGACCCAGAAAGGCGAUCCGUGUAUGACCACUUUGGCGAAGCAGGUCUCGCCCACUCCUGGUCCGUCGUCGCCCCAAAUCGGCGCGGUGGGCCCCGCAGCGCUCAGGAGAUGCGAGACGAGUGGGAGCGGGCGGCACGCGAGAAGCGCGACGAGGACCUGGAGAACCUCGUGAGGAGCAAGGGCGAGUUUGCCGUCAACGUCGACGCCAAUAGCCUCUUUUGCGCAGCGUCGAGGGUACCGAGGGGAGAAAACGUCAUGAGGUUUGUUAGGAUGGAGGUGGAGCGCAUGAGGAGGGAGGGUCUGCUGCCUGAGGAUGGAAAAGUCUCCAUCCCCAUCCCACCCGUCAGCUGGAGCGAGAGAAUGAGCCGGGUGGGCGUCACACAGCUCGUUGGAAAGCAUGGCUGGGAAACACCCAUAACGUCGCACUCGCGCGCCUCGCUGCAGGGUCAAAUGGUCAGCCGUAACGGCACGGGAGGCGGCAAUCUGAUCGGGACUGUCAAGACACAGUGGAACCAUCGCUUCAGCACCGAGAUUUCAACGACGAUGAUGAAGCCACGGAUCUUUGUCGUCAAAGGACAGUACGAGAUCACCGAAUUCAGCUUCCUGACCUUUGUCGCCACGGCCGCCACACCCGCGGCUCCUCCGGCCCUCAACCUUACCUUUGCCCAGCGUCUGUCUGCAAAGUCAGCUACCACCGGCUUCACCACCCUCAAGUCGGGGUCCUACACCAUCGGACCGUGGGGCAAAGGCUCGUCCUCGGGCCUGCGCGUCGAGACACCAACCAUCGGCGUGGGUGUCACCUCACAGAGCGGCGAUGGCAAGGGAUGGACCUUGACGACGCUCGUGGGCGCCGACAACGUGGGGCUGUCAGCCGACUAUUCUAUGAGGCCCGCCAUCUUGGGUGCGGCCAAGGUGCGGCUCGGGGCAACGGUGGGCACGGGCGUCGGCGUGAGCGCCUACACGAAUCUGGAACGGCGAGUAACAGAGAACGUACGACUGGGAAUGGGCCUCAGCUGCGGGAUUCCUUCGGGCGGCGUGACGCUUCGUCUCAAGGCCAAUCGACUCGGCCAGAGGGUCACCGUCCCCAUCCAGCUCGCCCCCGAGUUCAGGUCGGAUCUCGCUGUUGCUUGCGCGAUUCUUCCACUCGUCAGUCUGACGGCGCUCGAGCACCUGUACCUGCGACCGGCCAAGAAGCGACGGAUCGCGGACAAGCUUGCUAAGCUGCGGAAGGACAACGUCGAGCUGAUCGAGGAGCGCAAGCGGGCCGCGCUCGAAGCGAGAAUGGUGCUGAGCCAGGGCGCGAGGAAGAAGGCGGAGGCAGAGAGAAGAAGGGGAGGACUCGUCAUUCUCGAAGCCUAUUAUGGAAAGAAGGAUCGUGUACCGGGCCGGGCAGAGGGCCCGAUGGACGAGGCUGAGUUGUUCAGGUCGGCUUGGCCCUCGUCACAGCAGCCAAGGGACGAGGGCGUCGGCGCUUUGGAGGAGGACGAGGGUCACGAGCAGGAGGCGGACGUGGCUUGGUGGGAUGUCAAGACUCCGCUAAUGACGCUCGUCAGUCGAGGCCAACUCGUCAUCCCGGGAGGUCGCUCAAAGAGCAAGCUUCUUGGCUUCUUCGACCCUUGCAUGGGCGAGCGAAAGCACCUCGUCGUUCGAUACUUGUUCAGGGGACGGCUGCACGAGGCUGUCGUCGACGAUGUCACUCAGCUUGCCUGCCCUUUGAGAGCUCAUCAACUCUAA